This is a messenger RNA of Knipowitschia caucasica, 621 nucleotides long. NCBI's taxonomy places the organism in Eukaryota, Metazoa, Chordata, Actinopteri, Gobiiformes, Gobiidae. The record is from the annotation of a GenBank genome assembly.
AUGGGGUCCCAGUCAUCCAAGGGAGAUGUGGCCACGGAGGCAAACGCUGCUGCCGCUGAUGCUGCGGCUGUCAAAACCAAUGGACAGGAGAAUGGACAUGUGAAAUCUAAUGGGGAUGUCUCCAAAACCGAAGGAGAUGCUGCUGCCACCAAUGGUUCUGCAGAUGCAGCCAAGGAACCCGAGGCUGGUGCAGAGGGCGAUGCCAUCGAGCCUGCACCUGCUGCAGAUGGAGAGGCUGCCAAAGCUGAGGGCGAUGCUGCUACUAAAGAGACCCCCAAGAAGAAGAAGAAGAAGUUCUCCCUGAAGAAGUCCUUCAACUUCAAGCUGAACCUGAAGAAGAGCAAGAAGAGCGAUGCAGCGGUGAAGGAGGAGGCUGCUGCUGCCCCUGAGGAGAAGAAGGAGGAGGCAGCUGCAGAAGAGAAGAAAGAGGAGGCCAAGGAAGAGGCUGCUGCACCUCCUGCUGCUGCUGCUGCUGCAGCUGAGGCUCCUAAAGCCGAGGAGACUCCUAAAGAGGAGGCCCCUAAAGAAGAGCCCAAAGAGGAAGCGGCUCCCGCCGCAGAGCCCACAAAACCCACAGAGGAGAGCAGCUCGACCCCCGCUCCCUCUGAAAAGAAGGAGUGA